AUGGCUAGCCAUGUCGCCGCGACUCUGCCGCCGCUGCUGCCUACCCCGGCGCGCUACCACCUCCUGACGCCUCCUCCGGCGGUGUACACGGCUCGUGUGGAGCUGGACAGCAAGAAGCAGCAGCCUGGACGUGCCUCGAUGAGCCGAAGCUGGAUCAAGGACAAGGCCGACCUUCCUGGACGUGGUUCCCGGAGCUCCAGCUGGGUCACUGACAAGACGCUCCGCCGUACCGAGACUCUGAACGGCGGCGUCGAGCGCCUCGGCCGCGGGGAGAUGCCGAGGGAGAACUGGAAGAGGCUGGCGAGCCGUGCGCCAUCCGUCGACCGCUGCGAGAAGAAGUCGAGGCCUCCCACUGAGAUGGUGGCAGCCUCGGAGGCAUCACUCCUCGCCGGCCCUGCCCCGUCUAUCGGCCGGUUCGAGAACAAGGCGACGGCUAUGACUGAGCGGCCCGAGAAGAAGCCGAAGCCUCUGGCCAUGAUGGAGGUGGACUCGGAGGCAUCCUUCUUCGUUGGCCCGACAUUCAUGGUGUCGCCAGACCCGAGCGAGCUGCCCAUGCCGACCUUCAUCAUGUCGCCGGACCCGAGCGAGCUGCCCAUGCCAACCUUCCUCUGCAAGCACAAGGUGGCUAAAGUGUUAGCUAGAUUAGUCGCUCUGAUGCUCAUUGAUCAGCAAGAUUGA
Aegilops tauschii subsp. strangulata is the source of this 678-nucleotide messenger RNA. The record is from RefSeq and is a predicted model, not a curated record. Lineage: Eukaryota; Viridiplantae; Streptophyta; Magnoliopsida; Poales; Poaceae.